UCUGCGGGGCUCUUCAUCCGUGCAGAAUCUCCGCAGACUGUCACCGGGACGCAUCUUUUCUCUCCCCUGUUGUCGUGAAGAGGAACCGGAGCCAAGCUGGAGGCGGCGGUGCACCGGCCUCCUCCUCCCCCGGAGCAGCAGCACUUCCAGUGGGGAGGAACCGAGAGGCAGCCCCCUCCCUGGACCGAUGAACUGGCGGAGAUGUCCCGGCACAUCUACACCCGACACGGGAUAGGAGAAGGGAUGCAGAAGCCCGUGUUCCAGGGUAACAGAGGGACGUUCUCCAGACGCAGCCGCCUGAAGAGGUCUGACGGCAGCACCACCUCCACCAGCUUCAUCCUCAGACAGGGCUCAGCCGAUUCCUACACGAGCCGACCGUCCGACUCGGAUGUUUCCCUGGAGGAGGAGAAGGAGGGCGGGCGGCAGGAGAAGGAGCAGCAGGCCACUGUGCAGCUCGAGAGGGCAAAGACCAAAGCUCCGGCGUUUGCAGUGAGGACGAACGUGAGUUACUGUGGCGCCCUGGAUGAAGAUGUUCCUGUGGCCGGCACCGCCGUCUCCUUUGAUGCUAAGGACUUCCUGCACAUCAAAGAGAAGUACAACAACGACUGGUGGAUCGGCCGUAUGGUGAAAGAAGGCUCUGACAUCGGCUUCAUCCCGAGUCCUCUGAAGCUGGAGAACAUCCGUCUGCAGCAGGAGCAGAAGAGAGGGCGCUUCCACGGCAGUAAAACCAGCGCGAAUUCCUCCUCGAGUCUGGGAGACAUGGUGUCGGGAACAUUCAAGCCGAACCCAAACUCUGCAGGAAAGCAAAAACAGAAAGUGGCUGAGCACGUCCCUCCCUAUGACGUGGUCCCCUCCAUGAGGCCUGUUGUCCUGGUGGGACCCUCCCUCAAAGGUUACGAGGUGACAGAUAUGAUGCAGAAGGCGCUGUUUGACUUCCUGAAGCACAAGUUCGACGGGAAGAUAUCCAUCACAAGGGUAACAGCUGACAUAUCGCUGGCCAAGAGGUCAGUACUAAACAACCCCAGUAAGAGGGCCAUCAUUGAGAGAUCCAACACCCGCUCCAGCCUGGCGGAGGUCCAGAGUGAGAUAGAGAGGAUCUUUGAGCUGGCCCGGUCUCUACAGCUGGUCGUGUUGGACGCAGACACCAUUAACCAUCCUGCACAGCUCAUCAAGACGUCAUUAGCACCCAUCAUCGUCCACGUUAAAGUGUCCUCACCUAAGGUCCUUCAGCGGCUGAUCAAAUCAAGAGGGAAAUCUCAAAGCAAACACCUGAACGUGCAGCUUGUUGCAGCGGAGAAACUAUCACAGUGUCCUUCUGAGAUGUUUGAUAUCAUCCUGGAUGAGAACCAGCUGGAGGAUGCGUGUGAACACCUGUCAGAGUACCUGGAGGCGUACUGGCGUGCCGCUCACACUUCACUGAGCACGCCUCUCAACCCCCUGCUGGGCCGCAAUCUGGGCUCCACUGCGCUCUCUCCGUACCCUGCUGCCAUCCAGGCUCAAAGAAACCGCAACAGCAACCACACGACAGCAGACCUUUCUCCUGUGGAGCACCGCAGCCUGAUGGCCGCCGACGAGAACUACCACAACGAACGAGCGCGGAAAAAUCAAAACCGCUUGUCCUCCGGAUCGCAACACAGCCGAGACCACUCCCCUCUGGUGGAGGAGGAAUAUCAGGACCCCUACCAGGAUGCUUACCAUCCGCAUCGUAACCGAGGAUCCCCAGGAGGAUACAGCCAGGACUCCAGGCAGCGGCACUGAUCUGUAAAUCUAAACAAAGUGUAGGAUGUGGACAAUAAAGGCAGAUUUGUGAUGAAACUACUACAUUCAUUUGGACUGUAACAACCCUUUGUCGAUGUGUAGUACCUUCAUUUCUCCUGUUGGGCCUCGGCUCCUGCCAAUUGAGCAUUUGAACUUUAAAAAAAGAGUAAGAGUCCUGCUCUUGCUUUGUGAUGUGAACCAAGGGAAAGGGACUGGUUGAGAAAGUAGCACAAGAGCAAGUUUUUAAAAUGAGCUAAUCUGAAUACGCCCCAGAUGUGAAGUACACUAGCAGGUGAUAGUGUGUGACGUAUCAGCUGUUACAGUAGCAUGCAGAAAGGACAGGUCACUUCCUGACUCAAAACAGUGCCACAAAGGACCAAAAGGUGAUGCUCAGCACAUAACCUGUUUGCACGCGUCCAAAAGCAGGUUUAAGAAGAGUAUAAUGCAUCUUUUAAAGUUUGUUUGUCUGCGAUGUGAGUGUAAUAAAUCUGUUUUGAGUUUCACACAUUUGCUUUUGAAGUGACAUGAAUGUUGUUGUGGUGACCUCUUCAGGGUUCAUACGGUAGCUCCCUGAGCCAUCUCUUUGUUAUUUUGGGAUGCCAUUUACCGUAUCAAUACAGAAAGGUAAAAAAGGAAACAUGCAGAUACAUAUUUCAUAGCUCCAAACCUCAGGAAUGAGAGGUCAUUUAGACCUAGAAGUGUGCGGACAGAUGUAGCGUUUAUCACCCAUGUGAGGGGGAAUCAAUUCUAUGUUGAGUUGUAAAGGGAUUAAUGAUUUAGUUGUUUCAAGAAAAUAUAUAUUACUAUAUCUAAGGAACUCUUCCAGGAUAAUAAGUUGUCAUGCCAGCAUGUUUCUCAUGUGCCAUGCAUUUAUCAGCAGUUUCCUGUCAUGUGAUUGGCUGGGCAUCAUUUGGGAAAAGAUGGAGUUAGAUUUUAGCAAGUGACUUAUAUUGAGGGCUUCCGUGUGUAAAUUCAGUAAAAAAUUAUUGAACAGAAACUUUAACUUAUUAAAAUGUUCACUUUCAGUACAGACAAUGACAGUCCAAUCAUUACUUAUUUUCAGAGCCUUGCAUACACCUUCAAACAUUUGAUUUAGAAAAAAACAUACUUGUUGUAAAGAAGAACUAAAUUAACAUUGAGUAGCAAUCUAUCAGGCAUCCAUGUUCAUGUUUUCAGCUGAAACCUUUUCUUUGUAUUUAAUUUGAGAUGCAUUACAGACUCCUAUUUGAAAGCACUUGGGCAGGAUGGCUGUAUUUGUCAAAAUGUGUUUUACUUUAACAGCAGUUCCUGACAUGUUCUUAAUCAGAUGCACUUGUAUGCUGCCAGCUGAUACAGGAUCAAUAUAUCAUACUGUAAGCCUUUAAUGACAUGUAUCUUGUAACUAAAUGUUUGUUGAAGUUCACGAGUUUUUCAACAUUCCUUCCUGCUCGUUUAGGCCAGAGAUCUCAAUUGUGCUUCAGAGAGUCUGGAAGAGAAAGACCAACAAGGAGACUUUUGUUCUUAUCUGCCAUAUACAGUAGCUUUUAUUGAUGUUGUUUCAAAACUCUGAGGCAACAAUUUAAAAGAUUUCAAUCCUGCCUGUGUGAGAAUGAUGCAUUGAUUAGAGAAUUUGUGUGCGCUGUAAUUUUACAAUUGUAAUGAAAUAAACUGCCCUUAUGCUGUUGUACAUAAA
This is a messenger RNA of Trematomus bernacchii (emerald rockcod), 3430 nucleotides long. It is a transcript of the gene cacnb4a, whose product is annotated as calcium channel, voltage-dependent, beta 4a subunit. Lineage: Eukaryota; Metazoa; Chordata; Actinopteri; Perciformes; Nototheniidae. The transcript has 14 exons. Bases 202 to 1758 code for a protein of 518 amino acids. Gene Ontology annotation, cellular component: voltage-gated calcium channel complex. Gene Ontology annotation, molecular function: high voltage-gated calcium channel activity; protein binding. The record is from RefSeq and is a predicted model, not a curated record. Gene Ontology annotation, biological process: calcium ion transmembrane transport; chemical synaptic transmission; neuromuscular junction development.